GUUAGCUGUUUGUUGCUCAAAGUAACCAGGCUCAUCCGAGAGCGUGAGCUCAGCUAAUCAGCCCAUUAUUUGUUAUUGUUGUUGAGGUAGUAUCCACGUGCUUAUCUUGUAUCAGUGAGUUGAAGUUAUCACUGUGCACUUACUUUUACUGCAGUGCAGUGUUAUUUCAGACGGCGAUAACGUGUCAAUUACGCCGCUCUGAUACACAAGCACAGCAAGACUUUGGCAGAACUUGUGUCCAGAGAGCAUUCCUGGCUGUAUCGCCCCAACUUUCACUGCACUGGUUUCUCUCGCUUCUUUUUUUCUUUUUUUUCUUUUUUUUUAUGCAUGAUACUGACUGUCACCUCCUCCCUCCAACUCCUCCCUCUGUCUCUCGGUCUCUCCCUUCUUCUCAGUCUCUCACUCCAUUUUUGCACUUCCCCCACUCUGCGCUACUUAAACAAAUGUCUCUCUCUAUCACUGUGGUCCAGUGUGUGGAAUAUAGGUUAGCCAUAGUUUCACGAUGAGGAAGGAGAGCAGGUUGUUGAGGACAAUUGGUCAAGCUCUGGUAGUGACUGCUCUGUUCUUCUUGGGUUUCAUCAUAGGUUGGUUCGCAAAGAACACAAAUCAGCCGUCUGCAGACAAGGACGCUUCCAAUAAGUAUCUGAGAGAGUUUCUGGUUGAAUUCCAGCCUGACCAAAUCAGAGAUCAUCUGAGAAAGUUUACACAGCUCCCCCACCUGGCUGGAAGCGAGCAGAACUUAAAGUAUGCAGAGCAGAUCCAAAGUGAGUGGCAGGAGUUUGGCUUGGACUCAGUGGAGAUGGUUCCAUACGACGUGCUGCUGUCUUACCCCAACAAAUCGCAACCCAACUAUAUUUCCAUAGUGGAUCGGCUUGGCAGUGAGGUUUUUAACACAUCAUUGGCAGAGCCUGUACCACAGGGCUACGAAGACGUCUCCGACAUUGUGCCUCCGUACAGUGCCUACUCUGCCAAAGGACAACCCGAGGGCGAUUUGGUUUACGUCAACUAUGGUCGUACAGAAGACUUCUUCCAGCUGCAGAGAGAAAUGGGCAUCAAUGUCACCGGGAAGAUUGUCAUUGUCAGAUAUGGGAGAAUAUUCAGAGGCAACAAGGUUAAGAACGCCAUGUCUGCUGGAGCAAAGGGAAUCAUCAUGUUCUCAGACCCUGCAGAUUAUUGGGCUGCCGGAGUACAGCCCUACCCAGAUGGUUGGAACCUGCCUGGUGGCGGAGCUCAGCGAGGAAACGUUCUCAGCCUUAAUGGAGCAGGUGAUCCGCUCACACCGGGGUACCCCGCUAAAGAAUACACUUUUAGACUCGACACAGAGGAUGGAAUCGGACUACCUAGCAUUCCCGUGCAUCCGAUCGGCUUCCAUGAUGCCGUCCCACUGCUCCAGAAUAUGGGAGGACCAAUCCCACCCAACAACUGGAAAGGUGGUCUGAAUGUGUCCUAUAGGAUCGGCCCAGGCUUUACUGAAGAAUUCAGGACUCAGAAGGUGCGUAUGAACAUCCACACGAACAACCAGGUCACCAGGAUCUACAACGUCAUUGGGAGAAUCAGAGGAGCCCUGGAGCCAGACAGGUAUGUGAUUUUGGGAGGACACAGAGACGCCUGGGUGUUUGGUGGAAUCGACCCCAUGUCUGGAGCGGCGGUCGUCCAUGAAACCGUCAGGAGCGCUGGAAAACUACUCAGCAAAGGCUGGAAUCCACAGAGGAGUGUAAUAUUUGCGAGCUGGGACGCGGAAGAAUUUGGACUUCUGGGGUCUACAGAGUGGGCAGAGGACAAUGCCAAAGUGCUGCAGGAGAGAGCUGUGGCCUACAUCAAUGCUGACUCAGCCAUAGAGGGCAUGUACACACUCCGGGUGGACUGCACUCCGUCACUACACACCGUGGUGUAUGACCUCACCAAGCAGAUAGCAAGUCCAGAAGAAGGAGAAGAAGGACUUUCUCUAUACGAGAGCUGGCACAAAAGAGACAACUGGACCGAUGAUCGAGAUGCUCCAAGGAUCAGUAAACUGGGCUCCGGCAGUGAUUUUGAGGCCUAUUUCAUCCGUCUGGGAAUUGCUGCAGGAAGAGCCAGAUACACCAAGAACAAGAAAACAGAACGGUAUAGCAGCUACCCUGUCUAUCACAGUGUGUACGAAACCUUUGAGAUUGUGGAGAAAUUUUACGACCCCACCUUCAGAAGGCUGCAGGCUGUGGCCCAGGUCAGAGGUGGCCUCAUCUUCCUGUUGGCAGAUUCCCAGGUUCUGCCUCUCAGUGCUAGCCAGUACGCAGUCUCCCUAAAAAAGUACGCCCAGAGUAUCGCUCAGCUGGCCCAGAAGCACCCGCAGGAGAUGGAGAGAUUUGGAGUGUCCUUUGACUUUCUAUUUUCUGCUGUGGAAAACUUCACUCUCGCAGCUACGGAUUUCCAUAAGCGUUUGGAAACCAUUAACACAGCAGAUCCUCUGCAGGUUCGUGUCAUGAAUGAUCAGCUCAUGUAUCUGGAAAGAGCCUUCAUAGACCCACUGGGUUUACCUGGUAGACCCUUCUACAGACAUGUGAUCUUUGCUCCCAGUAGUCACAACAAAUAUGCAGGGGAGUCUUUCCCUGGAAUCUACGACGCACUGUUUGACAUCGAAAACUCUUCCGACCCCCAGGAAUCUUGGAAAGAGGUCAAGCGCCAGAUCAGUAUUGCAGCAUUCACCGUUAACGCUGCAGCUAUGACCCUGACACCUCCUGCAUGAAGUUAACAAUAAGACUCAGAACUAAAGGAAUACUGUGAAUUGUGUGGCAAGAGGAGAGACAUGACAAUAAAUACACGCUUGUACGGAGUGGUGCAGGACCCACAAUACGCCAUGGUCGAGAAACGAAGAACUGUCUUUUACGCUUUUUCAACAGAAUUGUUAUGUUGCUCACUGAAUUAAAAAAUAUUUUAUUUCUAUUUUUUUUUGUAGAAUCUAAAUAUUGUUGUCAGAAAACACAAUUUAAACGCUCAGUGCAAAUAGAUGAAGCCAAAACAGAUAGAAGAUUUUUACCUUAAUUGAAAUAUUUAGAGUACAAUUCCAAAUGUAAGUACACUGGAUAUACACCAUAUGACCAAAAUUAUUGGCUCGCCUGCCUUGACUCCUACUACGAACUGAAGUGCCAUCCCAUUCCUAACCCAGAGUUCAAUAUGAUGUCGGUCCACCUUUUGCAGCUAUUACAGCUUCAACUCUUCUGGGAAGACUG
Molecule: messenger RNA, 3206 nt
Organism: Cynoglossus semilaevis (tongue sole)
Lineage: Eukaryota; Metazoa; Chordata; Actinopteri; Pleuronectiformes; Cynoglossidae
Gene: naalad2
Product: N-acetylated alpha-linked acidic dipeptidase 2
Exons: 20
Coding region: 503-2722 (739 amino acids)
Molecular function (GO): carboxypeptidase activity
Source: RefSeq, a predicted model, not a curated record